Molecule: messenger RNA, 6020 nt
Organism: Limulus polyphemus (Atlantic horseshoe crab)
Lineage: Eukaryota; Metazoa; Arthropoda; Merostomata; Xiphosura; Limulidae
Product: dual 3',5'-cyclic-AMP and -GMP phosphodiesterase 11A-like
Exons: 20
Coding region: 227-2995 (922 amino acids)
Biological process (GO): signal transduction
Molecular function (GO): 3',5'-cyclic-nucleotide phosphodiesterase activity; protein binding
Source: RefSeq, a predicted model, not a curated record
AACACCCGUUAUAACACGCACUUUUUCUCACUCUGUGUAUUAUUCCAGAGGUUCUGAGAAACAGAAACAUAAGUUGGUGGCAUUAUGGAGCUCGCACCAGAGUUUAGAGAGUCUGGUCGAUAAGGAAAAAGAACUGGCAUCAAAUUGUUGCAAAUCAUACAAUGUGUAUCUAAAGCCAACAUGAGAAGAUUUUAUUAACUUGUCUGGAUCACAUAAUUCUGGGCCAAUGUCCUUAAUGCCCUCUUGGCGAGUUGAGGUUGCGUCUGAUGAAGACCAAGAGGCGGAUGAGGCAUCCUCUUUACGCACAACAGGUACAGAAGGCAACAUUCAUUUAACCUUUUCUGAUGUGAAAGAAUGGCUAGACGCUCAUGAGGAAAAGACGGCGGAUUAUUUUUUAAUGAAAGCUGAUAUCAGUCUUAUUAAUCGUUGGCUGGUUCUGCAUGGAUUUCUCUCUAUAAAAGAUUACGUGAGCUCACGUCGAAACUCGGCUGUAUUCAACAACAGUGAUGACUCCUCUCCCAUAGAGAAAUGUUGUGGGUACUUCAGUGAUGGGGCUGAUGCUACUGUUCACCAGAAAACAAAUUCUAAGAAACAUUUACGACAAACCUACGCUCGUUCAAGGAAGAUGAACGUAUUCCGUACGUGCGACACCCUUGGUCAAACCCAUGAUUCAUCCUCUACCCAGUCACGAAGAAAUAGCCUGAAAGACAUGAGAAGAUUUUUGUCUCUCCCUUCUAGAUCUAUCAAUAUUCUUAACCUGCUUAUAGAAUCCAAAGUUCGAAUCCCGCGUGUCCCGUCAAAGUGUCGAGAUUCAAAACGGGAACUACGUUUCUCCAACGAAAGACAAUUUUUUCUGGAGAUCGUUCAAGAGAUCGCUCAUGAUCUGGACGCCAAAAGCUUAACUCAGAAAAUCAUCGUUAACCUUUCAGUCUUAGUUGACGCUGAUGGAGCAUCCUUGUUUCUUAUUGAAGGACCAAAAACACGCCGAAUGCUGGUGUCUAAAAUUUUCGAUGUUCAUUUUGGUACAAGUGUUAUCAUUCCUAGUCCAACUGAUGACAGCGAAAUCCGAGUUCCAUGGGGAACGGGAAUCAUCGGUUCAGUAGCAGAGACUGGAGAGACUGUCAACCUACGGAAUGCAAGUGAGCAUCCUCACUAUAACGAUGAAGUAGAUAAGAUUUGUGGUUACCAUACCGAAACGUUACUUUGCAUGCCUAUAAGAAAUGCUGAUGAUGAAAUUAUAGCUGUUGCUCAGGUAAUUAAUAAGAAUCCCGAAAACGACGGAGGGAUAUUUACCGCAGAGGAUGAGAAGCUGGCUAAGACGUACCUGGAAUUCUGUGGAAUAGCUCUCACCAACGCUAAUUUAUUUGAGAUGUCUCGGAGAGAAUAUGAAAGAAACAAAUCUUUAUUGGAGGUGGUUCAUGAUCUGUUUGAAGAACAAACAUCAUUGGAUAAAGUCAUCUUAAAGAUCAUGCAGCGAGCUCAAAGGCUAUUGAAGUGUGAACGUGCUGCGUUACUGUUGCUCCAAGAAGGAGGAAAUACUGAGAGUGUCAAGUUUAGCCGAACGUUUGACUUAGCAUCACCUGCAGGAGGUCAUACGCUCUCGAAUAACCGAGGUUGGCCUGAACUUAAUACCUCUUCAGGACUUCUUCAGUUUGCUGAAAGAGUGGCGUGUACUGGUGAGGUACUCAACUUAACCGAUCCCCCUGAGACACAACAGGUGGCUGGGCGUCAUAUCCGGUCUUUAUUAUGUAUGUCGAUUAGAAACAGAGACUACAAGAUUAUAGGCGUCGCUAUUAUCAUCAAUCGUACAGAUGGACUUUCUUUUGACGAAAACGACGAACAAUUGUUCGAGGCGUUCACUCUAUUCUGUGGAUUGGGUAUCAACAACACUUUGAUGUACAGUGAACUGGAGAAAGCCAUGGCUCGGCAGAAAGUUGCCAUCGAGGUCAUUUCUUAUCACGGAACAUCACCGAAGAAAGACGUGAAAAAGUUUCUGGACGCUAGGAUACCAACUGCUGUGGAAUGGCACUUGGAAAGUUUGCAGUUCGACGAUUUUUCUUUAAGUUCCGACGAAAUGAUUUUUGCUUCCAUCAGGAUGUUCAAAGAUUUAGGAUUAAUAUCCAAGUUUCGAAUCGAAUAUCAGAUACUUUGUCAGUUCUUAUGUACCUUGAGAAAAAAUUACCGCAGCAUUCCUUACCAUAACUGGCGUCAUGCUUUUAACGUUGCUCAAGUGAUGUUUGCCAUUCUUACGCACUGUGGUCUAAAAUCUAUUCUUACGGACCUGGAGAUCUUUGGAAUGCUAACUGGUUGUCUAUGUCACGACCUCGACCAUCGGGGCACAAACAAUGCCUUUCAGGAGAAGAGUGGGUCUGCACUUGCAUUGCUCUAUGGAAGUAAGGCCACAAUGGAGCAGCAUCAUUUUAAUCACGCUGUAAUGAUACUGUCAAGUGAGGGUCACAACAUAUUUUCACUUCUUUCUGCUGAUGAUUACAGCCGGGUCAUGAAGAUCCUAAAACACGCUAUUUUGGCGACUGACUUAUCUACAUAUUUCCAGUUACGAGGAAAGUUCUUUUCUUUUGUAAACAAUGAAGUAUAUAACUGGGAUUUUGAAGACCAGAGAGAGAUACUACGAAGCAUGUUAAUGACAGCCUGUGAUCUCGCAGCUAGCACUAAACCAUGGCACGUUCAAAGAAAAGUGGCAGAAUUAGUUACGAAUGAAUUUUUCGAGCAAGGAGACAAAGAGAAGAAACAGUUGAAGAUUCAACCUCCGGCUUUGAUGGACAGAGAAAAGAAACACGAACUGCCACAGCUUCAGUAUGAUUGGAUUGACUCUAUAUGUCUACCUUUAUACAAGAGCCUGGUAAAGAUCAACCCAAGGUUUAUGGAAAUGGUGGAGGGAGCAGAGUUAAAUCGGGAAAGGUGGGCAGCACUUUCGACACAGAGUUUUUCCGUCGAAGAAUCAGAAGUUUCUAAUGGAAACGCGCCUAAGGUUUAAAAUGUGAUUUUAAUAUCAGCUGGUCAAAAACUCGUCGCUGCUCGUUUUUUUUUUCGUCUCAAACAAGAGUGUUAAUGUAUAUAAUUAUAAACAUUAGAAUUGAAGGAUAAAAAAUCUCAUGCUAAUUUGUGCUUAAUUCUCUUUAAGUAAGUAUACCAAUAUCGUUCUUUAAAAUCUAACAGAAGGAAAUGGUAAAAGUAAUGGAAUUUUGAAAUACAUAAAAGUAAAAUUAAUACAGGAACAUAAUAAUGAAUAAAAACCUAUAAUACAAGUGAUAGUCAUACUUCUAUAUGAGUAUCAUAUAUAUGUGUGUGUGUGUGUUUAAGUUAUAUUUCUGUAAUCUUAUGACUUUAGAUAUAUUUCAAGCUAUAAUUUUGAAAUAUGUUGAUGAAUGUUUAAAAGUUAAAAUUACUAAAGGAAAUAACUAUUUAUGUACAUAAACAAUCUUAAUAAUCUGUUUAUGAAACAGAUUAUUAAUUAAAUGAGGAAAUAUUACACUGAAAUACAUUUCGAAUUAAAUUAUCGAAAUCGAAUAUUGUGUUGUAUUGAUCAAGGGCUUUAGAUAAAUGUAUAAAGGUAAAAUUAUUAGAGGAUACAACUCUUCAUGUGUAUCAAUUCUUAAUACUCGAAUUAUUAAAGAUAUUAUUAUUUGCAUGAGAGAAGAUUACAUUUAACAUACAUUUCGAGUUAAAAUAUUGUAAUAAGAUAUCACUGUACCGGUUAAGCGCUGUAGAUAAAUCUAUAAAAGGUAAAAUAAUAGUAGGUUAAAUAAAUGCCUAUGUACAUAAGAGUUGUUAAGAAUCCGUUUAUUAAAGAUAUUGUUAUUGAUAUGAGGAAAUAUUACAUUUAACAUAUAUUUCGUGUUAAAAUAUUGAAAUAUAAUAAUAUACUGGAUUGGUUAAGUCACUAAAUGUAUCAAAAAGGAAAAUUACUAAAAUACAUAAUUAUUUAUGUUUUAACAAUUAUCUUAUCAGAGAGAUUAUCGUUUAUAUGAGGAACGAUUACGUCUAACACAGGUUAUGAAUAGUGUUGGUACAUUACUGUAUCUCAACAUUCGUACACUUGUACUAUUAACCAUCUAAAACCUGUAUUGUAGUUCCCAUCUUUAUUAACAUUACCGGAUCUCAACAUUCGUACACUUGUGUUAUUAACCAUCUAAAACCUGUAUUGUAGUUUCCAUCUUUAUUAACAUUACUGUAUCUCAACAUUCGUACACUUGUGUUAUUAAUCAUCUAAAACCUGUAUUGUAGUUUCCAUCUUUAUUAACAUUACUGUAUCUCAACAUUCGUACACUUGUGUUAUUAACCAUCUAAAACCUGUAUUGUAGUUUCCAUCUUUAUUAACAUUACUGUAUCUCAACAUUCGUACACUUGUGUUAUUAACCAUCUAAAACCUAUAUUGUAGUUUCCAUCUAGUUUACACUUCUAUAUAACUAUAUUCACCUUCUGAUAUGUAUACAUACAAGUAUAUUUUCUCGUAUAUGUAUUUACUAUUUUAUAUUGCUAACAGUUAAAAUUGACUAAUUAAAUUACUUAAUGCAUCAUUACCUACAUUCAUAGCCUAACGCUAGAAUGAUAUACUUAACUUAUCCGUUUCGCUUAUGUGCAGUCUCGAAUCAGUAGUUGUUUUCAUUAAUGUAUCCUUACGUUUGUAUUUACUGUAACUAGUAGCUGCUUGCUUUCAUUAACGCAUUCCUACUUUUAUGUUCACUGUAACAAGUAGCUAUUGCUGUUAGUUUAAUCAUUUCAUUACUCUUACUGAUUCGAAACUUACUUCCAUUAAUUGAGCCGUAUACUUAUAAUAACUAUCUUAAAUCAAUAGCUGUCUACCCUAACUUAUUAAUUUUUUUUGUAUAUAGAGUAUCAGAAGAAUGCCUUUUGUUUUCUUUUCCUUUUGUCUGGCACCCAGAACUGUUAGUUUUUAAUGAUAGUUCUUUGUACUUAAAAAUUUAUGAUGUUUCCUAGGUAAUAAUAAGUACUACGGAAAAAGUAUUGAAGUUUGGUUUAAAUUAUGAUAUAUACAGACCUUCGCUUUACAUUUGCAAGACAGCAAUGUAAUACUCAAUUUUAGAGAAGUAUGAUCUUGUAAUUAGUACUAAAUAUGCUUGAUAUUAUAAAACCAUAAAGUAUGAAAUCAAUAUGCUUUGUAGGUAGUAGAAAACACGAGAAUGCUUAUAUGAAAAUUUCUCUUAAAUUACAGUUUUCGUGAAAUCUUGCGUUGCAAAGGUUUAUUUUUCAAUUAAAAUACAAUUUAAUUCAAUAAAACUUACAGUGUAGCUAAAUAUGGCAUAAAAUGGCAGGAGAUUAUAUAAUAACCCUUGCCAAAAAUUUUGAAUUAAAAGCUUGCUCGAUCACGCUGUUCUCCUCUAGAGAAAAUUGACUUAAGACAAAAAAAUGUAUUUUGAUUUUCUAAUGGAAAUAAUUACGAUACACACAAGUUACUGUGUGUUUUCUUAUUGACAAAGCUUGUUUCAGUUUUGUAAUCCAAUAAUUAUGGUUAAUUGUCAGCUGUAAGGUAUGUGGCGAAAACAAUGUCUUCAGUGUGUCUUCAAUUUAUUAAUCCAAUAGAAAAGCUAUGUUUCAAAUAAUCCGAUAAUCUCACAACGUUUCACGGAGAUGUUCGUUAGGUGGCAGGUUUAUAAAACAGCUUGUAAAUGAUAAACCGUAAUGCAUUUUGACUUGUGCGUAACUUAUUAUCGAAACAGUAUGUUCUGAAGCACUUUACAAUGUUGACAGUAAUUAAAUGUAAGUCAGAUAAUUGUUCGUGGGUUUCAAACUGGUUAAACCAAGUUAACGGUGUGCAGUAACACGCGGUAUUUUAAAAAGUAGAAGUCUGUAUUCCUGUAUAAUUAAACAUUUAUAACAGUCGUAUUUAGUUGACAGUUUGAACUAGAUUUUAAUUGAUAGCAAUUGUAGGAUAUUACAAGUAAGUUGUAGCAACGGUUUGUCAUGCUAUAUUUUGAAUAUUAUUCAGAACGGAUGGAGUGCAUUUUUAUGUGUAAAGAAUACUUACAAUGAAAAUGUAA